AUGUUCCUAAAUCUUCAAGCGAGAGAGAAAUUUUUCGAUCUUCAUUUAACUACGGGGUUGCACGACUGGGACAUGAGCGAGGAUAUUAAACUGACGACAACGACCGAUCAGUUCUACCAAGACGAAAAGCAAAAUGACCAAUAUUUGGCGCAGUGGCGUUACUCAAGGAUCUCGAGGAGAACGCUACCAGGAGCGGACUCAACGCACCGAGGCUCUGCUGAUUGUGAAGAAUCUAUAAUCCACCCAAAUCUGUGGCUGAUGGUAAACCCCAAUAAAGCUUGCCCUAUAACAUACCCUAAUAAUGCAAAUAAGCCAUCACUCCCCCAAAUGCCAGUAGACCCACCUGCCACAAGUUCUUACCUGCCAGCACCUGUACAAAACAUGCACCAUUUUCCCUCAUCUGGUGAAGCCUGGCUAGAUGGGUCAGUGCAUGAUGCAUCUCUCUCCAGUGAAUACCAGCCCACUGAGGACGAUGCAUCCUCGGUGGACGUGCCCAUCUGCCGCAAGGUGAAGGGUGCGCGAAAGAGCCAUGCUCCUGCAGGCUCAUCCCCACGCAGGCGGGGCCUAGCCCAGAGCAGGAGGCUGCAGAGGGCACUGCAGGACUGCCGCAACCUGAAGAGCGGGGCAUGGCCUCGGCCGCCCGUCAACUACUGCAUCCUCAUUGCCAUGGCACUGAGCAGUAGCCGCACAGGCAGCCUGAAUGUGCAGCAGAUCUACAACUUCACCAGAGAGCACUUCCCUUUCUUUCUCACGGCUCCCGAUGGCUGGAAAAACACCAUCCGCCAUAACCUGUGCUUCAGCAACAGCUUCAAGAAGACUCCACAGCAAGUGACCGGGGAGGGCAGGAGAAAGUCCUGUCUAUGGCACCUGACCCUGGACGGCCGGCGAAGACUGAGGAACGAAAUCCAUACGCUCACCGCUGACUCUUUAAGAAUGCUGAAGAGGAGCAUGAACUUCCCAGAUAUGAUUCAAGCACUGUUCAAGUUGUAAUCAGAGGUGCUUGGCAAGAAUUUAAAAUGAAGACCCAUUUUGAAAUGAAAAGCCUACUCUAGCAUGA
Molecule: messenger RNA, 1057 nt
Organism: Electrophorus electricus (electric eel)
Lineage: Eukaryota; Metazoa; Chordata; Actinopteri; Gymnotiformes; Gymnotidae
Gene: foxr1
Product: forkhead box R1
Biological process (GO): regulation of DNA-templated transcription
Cellular component (GO): nucleus
Molecular function (GO): sequence-specific double-stranded DNA binding; DNA-binding transcription factor activity
Source: RefSeq, a predicted model, not a curated record